Messenger RNA from Folsomia candida, 1595 nucleotides. RefSeq lists its product as uncharacterized. The coding region runs from base 1 to 1086 and encodes 361 amino acids. NCBI's taxonomy places the organism in Eukaryota, Metazoa, Arthropoda, Collembola, Entomobryomorpha, Isotomidae. The record is from RefSeq and is a predicted model, not a curated record. The transcript is spliced from 5 exons.
AUGUGCUACCUGGCGUGCUCCACUUUCCAGUUCAACCUUUUCACAUUUCUAUUCAUACCGCACUCAAGAAAAGGACAACGGACGAAGAGGGAAUUUUGUUUAAAAUUGAACACCAAAUCGGAGGGUUACACUUCACACCAUCGCAUUGUUAGUGAUAAAAUUCGCCACAAUCUGGACCUACAGCCAACUUCUUCACGGAACUCGGGAAAAUUUCCUGCCGACGCUAGUAAUGCAGUAUCGAAAGCGUUGAGGAAUCCGUUGAUCCUCGAAGUCAUCUUUGGCGAACUCAACAUCCCCGCCUUAAAGCAGGCCCGGCUCGUUUGCCACGAGUGGGACGAUGUGGCCGGUACCCUUUUAGGAAAAUGGACUUAUCUCCACGUCAACAAGGUUGUCUCGUUCAAAUCUGCCGCCGAAUUGUGCGAGAUCACCCCGGUUGCGGUCCACGACCAAGUAAUCCGGCGCCUCCUCAUCUCGGACAAAUUUGACCCGUCCAUUCCUGCCGAUGAGAAGGCUCUCGUUAUAAAAAAAGCCCUUAGCUCCGUAGCUCAUAAGGGGUCCCAAUUAACGCGUGAAAUUAAAUUUCGCGCCGCCGAAAAAGAAUUUAUUCCUGCUUUCCUGGAAGCAAUUAGGUCGUUUGGGUGCACAAAAAUGGAAAAAAUUGACCUCUCCAGUAUCUGGCGAGUCGGAAGUUACUACACAAUUCCACCUGAAACCUAUCAAAAACUCCCCCCUCAAAGUAAUCUAAGCUGGAUCAGGUUCAAGAUUUAUGCCGGAAUUGAACCUACCUUCCCCUUCGGGCCACACGAAUUCCAACCCUAUUUACAAAUCUGGCUCGAUGCAGCUACCAAUUUGACCAGGUUGGACGUGGCGACUAACUUCUAUCCGGAUUUGGAGGGGUGCAAGAAUCUCAAAUUUUUGAGAUAUAAAUUCGUGCGGUUGACCAGUUACGAAGUGUGGAAUCGGUAUCCCGACUUGAAUUUGGCGAAGGUGGCGAAAAUGUUGGGACAGGUGAAGAAUUCCUUGAUCGAGUUGGAAUUGCGGCACUCGAUCGUUGGUGCCGAAGCGGAGGCAAACAUUUACAUAUAAACAUUUUACAAUGGAUGUAAUCACCCUGUUUGCAGAAAUUUCGCAAAAUCAGCAAGUUUAAAAAUUUGAAUUGUGAGGAGGGGAUUGUUGAACAUGGUUUUGAAAAGUUUCGAGCUUGUAUCCCUUUCUGAUUUGGUUUCCAUUUCGUGUAAUUUUUGAUGGGUAGGAUGAAAACUGGUUUUGCGAAGUUUCGUAAAAUAUGUACGUAUAUAUUUUUUAUGCUUAAACGUAAUACUCAGGAUAGAUUUUUUCCGCGUUCUCUGCUUUGGAUUAGAUUACUUUUCCUUGAAAUUACUUAAAUUUAAAAACAAAGUGUACCGAAUAGGAGUGUCUCUGUUUCAAGCUAACUAGAAAAUAUUACUGGUCUUACGUUCCUAUUUCCUGAUUUUCUUUCUCUUUGCCGUGGAAAAUCCGCCCUGAGUACUAGACUUUAAUUUUCAAGAUAAGCAAUUCCCAAGGUUCCCGUGAGUCGGCUGAAUAUAUAAAUCCUUGAUAUUUUCGAUCAGUCA